AUGAGUACAAGAGGAGGAGCUCCAUCCAGAGCAUAUGAUAUGAUUAUGAAGUUGUUAUUAGUUGGAGAUUCAGGUGUUGGUAAAUCUUGUUUAUUAUUAAGAUUUGUAGAAGAUAAAUUUAAUCCAUCAUUUAUUACAACAAUUGGUAUUGAUUUUAAAAUUAGAACAAUUGAAAGUAAAGGUAAGAAAAUCAAAUUACAAGUUUGGGAUACUGCAGGACAGGAAAGAUUUAGAACAAUUACUACUGCUUAUUACAGAGGAGCAAUGGGUAUUGUUUUAAUAUAUGAUGUCACUGAUUCUAGAACCUUUGAUAAUGUUAAAAAUUGGUUUCAAACAGUAACUCAACAUGCUAAUGAAGAUGCUCAAAUAUUCUUGGUUGGUAAUAAAUGUGAUGAUGAAGUCAAUAGACAAGUUAGUAAAGAACAAGGUCAAGAAUUAGCUGCUGAAUUGGGUGUACCAUUUUUAGAAUCAAGUGCGAAAACUAAUGAAAAUGUUGAUUCUAUCUUUUAUGAAUUAGCAGGUAUCAUUCAAGAAAAACAUGUAGAUGAUGUUAUUCCUCAAGGUAAUACUUCCGGUGGAAUAGAUGUUUCUAAGAAUAGCAAUAAUGGUAUGGGUUUCAAAAAUAAUUGUUGUUAA
This is a messenger RNA of Hemisphaericaspora subhashii, 636 nucleotides long. RefSeq names its product Rab family GTPase (gene SEC4). The record is from RefSeq and is a predicted model, not a curated record. Gene Ontology annotation, molecular function: GTPase activity; GTP binding. NCBI's taxonomy places the organism in Eukaryota, Fungi, Ascomycota, Pichiomycetes, Serinales, Debaryomycetaceae. Gene Ontology annotation, cellular component: endosome; plasma membrane. Bases 1 to 636 code for a protein of 211 amino acids. The transcript has a single exon. Gene Ontology annotation, biological process: protein localization to plasma membrane; protein secretion; regulation of exocytosis.